UUUUCCGUUCUUUCCCUGUCCCGGGAGAAGGAGCCCAGGAAGGAUUACACCUCACCGGCUCUGCCGGCUGAGGAGCGGCCGGGACGGAGCUGGGCCGUUCGCGGGCGGAAACAACGAGUCAUGUCGGCGGCCCAAGGUUGGGACGGAAACCGCCGGCGAGGAGGGGGCACCGCGGGAGCCGGCGGCGGCGGUGGCGGCGGCGUCGGGGGUGGGGGUCGCGGAGCGGGGCUGCUCAACCGCUUUGUGAAGCUCUGCGGGCCGCCGCAUCUUCCAGGUAAGAAGAAAAUACGAUGGGACGCUGUUAGGAGAUGCUUCACUCAGUCCUGUCCCAUCCUAAGGAUCCCUAAAAGGUUUUUGAGAGGUCACAGAGCUCCCCCGGCACGAAGUGGACAUCGGUGUGUGGCAGAUAAUACCAAUCUGUAUGUAUUUGGAGGUUAUAACCCGGAUUAUGAUGAGUCAGGAGGGCCAGAGAAUGAAGAUUAUCCUCUCUUCAGGGAACUUUGGAGGUACCACUUUGCUACAGGAGUGUGGCAUCAAAUGGGCACAGAGGGUUACAUGCCCAGAGAGCUGGCGUCUAUGUCACUUGUGUUGCAUGGAAACAACCUGUUGGUGUUUGGAGGUACUGGCAUUCCCUUUGGUGAGAGCAAUGGCAAUGAUGUCCAUGUCUGCAAUGUGAAAUACAAACGAUGGGCCCUGCUUAGCUGUAGAGGGAAGAAACCCAAUCGGAUUUAUGGACAGGCAAUGGCUAUUAUAAAUGGCUUCCUUUAUGUCUUUGGAGGAACAACUGGCUAUGUUUACAGUACAGACCUACAUCGGUUAGACCUGAAUACCCGGGAGUGGAUACAGCUAAAACCAAACAACCUAUCUUGUGAUCUGCCUGAAGAGAGGUAUAGACAUGAAAUUGCGCAUGAUGGGCAGAGGAUAUACAUCUUGGGAGGUGGGACUUCUUGGACAGCUUAUCCCUUAAAUAAGAUUCAUGCAUACAACCUUGAAACGAACACAUGGGAGGAAAUUGCAACGAGACCCCAUGAAAAAAUAGGCUUCCCUGCAGCCAGAAGAUGUCACAGUUGUGUACAAAUUAAAAAUGAUGUAUUUGUUUGUGGUGGCUAUAAUGGAGAAGUGAUUUUGGGAGAUGUCUGGAAAUUGAGUCUGCAAACUUUUCAGUGGGUAAAGCUUCCAGCUGUUAUGCCUGAGCCAGUUUAUUUCCACUGUGCAGCUGUAACACCAGCUGGUUGCAUGUACAUUCAUGGAGGAGUGGUGAACAUCCAUGAAAAUAAACGGACUGGGUCAUUAUUUAAGAUGUGGUUGGUGGUACCCAGCCUUCUGGAACUAUCGUGGGAGAAACUGCUUGGGGCCUUCCCUCACUUAGCAAAUCUCUCCCGGACACAACUUCUGCACCUUGGACUCACGCAGGGACUCAUUGAGCGGUUGAAAUGAGGAUUUCUGGACUGUUCAUUCACCAUGGAAAUAUUAAUUUAAAGAGACUUCUUUUCACUAUUUAUGGGCAGCGUGGAGUGUGCUACCAAGAGGAUUGAGUACACUGAUCAAGGCCUUACUCAGAAAAUACAUCAGAUGCCUUUCUGUAAAUUUGUUUUUAAGUUUAUGGAAAUGUGUGAAUUUCCCCAUAUGCUGCUUCUCCCUCCCCCCUUUCCUUAAGUUCCUUCUUCGUUGAUGGGAAAAGGGAGGGGGAGAGUUGAGUUAGCUUUCUAAAAAUCUUUAAAAUAUCAUGAAUAAGAUAAAAGCAGACCUUUUCAGGAAAAUCCUGAACAUAUAAUCAGCAGCUUUUGGCUAGUGCUCUCCUACUUUAAAACACCACCGUCACAUCCCUAUAAUUCAGGAAGUGUGGGAAGGGUGCCUGUUGAGAGCCCUGCUGGUUUUCCUCAAUGCCACGUUUUAAUUUAUUAUUCCUAAAGAGGUAUUUGAUUGAGUAGAUCUUCCUAACUGCAGCAAUCUUUGGCAUCUUACUCUAUAGACAGCCCAAAUGCAUACUUUGGCUUUGGAUGGAAGUUUAAUACAACUAGGUGGUUUGCCUGUUUAUCCCUUUAAGGUAGGGCUGACCUAGAAACUUGUGUGUACAUUAUAGGUUUGUAUGCUCUAUAUUGUUGGUCUUAAAGACUAGGGUACUGUGAACAUUCCAUGGGCCAAACAAAGCCAGAAUGACUAAAAAACACUGGCAUGCCUUCUCAGUGUUUUUUUCUUCUAAGUGUCUCCCCUCUCCCACCUCCUGUGAAAUGACCUGUAGCUGUUUCCUUUUUAGAGACCUUAGACUUGGUCUCUGAUCUGAAACAUGAGCUUUGGCCUUUCAUUUAAAGAAUCUCCCAGGCCUCAGAAUCGGUGCCAUUUGCUAUUAGUAACCUGCUGCUUUUUGGGCUCUGGACCACAAGCCUCUUGUUUUCUCAGGCAAUGGGAUUUUUCCCUCUAGAAAGCCAACUGGCGCUUGGUUGUUCACUUAAAUAGUUCUGCUUUUUUCUUUCUGUUCAUAUGUGCAUUGUGCUCUGAAUCCUAUGAUCUAGUAGCUGGAAAAAGCCAAAAUCAAUUUGUUAUCCAUUCUGGGAAACCAAGUGUCAUUUAAAAACCAUCAUGAGGGAAGAAUGCAAUUGAAUGUCAUUUUUUUUUCAUUUU
Messenger RNA from Dromiciops gliroides (monito del monte), 2622 nucleotides. It is a transcript of the gene KLHDC10, whose product is annotated as kelch domain containing 10. Lineage: Eukaryota; Metazoa; Chordata; Mammalia; Microbiotheria; Microbiotheriidae. The record is from RefSeq and is a predicted model, not a curated record. Gene Ontology annotation, biological process: positive regulation of stress-activated MAPK cascade. Gene Ontology annotation, molecular function: protein binding. Bases 121 to 1437 code for a protein of 438 amino acids. The transcript has 10 exons.